Symbiodinium pilosum is the source of this 1248-nucleotide messenger RNA. NCBI's taxonomy places the organism in Eukaryota, Dinophyceae, Suessiales, Symbiodiniaceae. The record is from the annotation of a GenBank genome assembly.
AUGCGUGGCAUCCCGAAGUGUCACCAGGAGCUCAUGCAGGCAAAUCUCUUGGUCAAACAUGAUCCAAGCUUCCUCACAAUCUUCGUUUCGCAUCAGUGGUUGGGCAAUACUCAUCCGGAUCAACGUGGAUAUCAAUUUCGUAUCUUCCAGAAGGCCUUGAGGAACGUGCUUGACGGAAAGAUCAAACUCGAACUGGACGCCACCUCACAGUUCUUCGGCCACAUGAAGACCCUCACAGCCGAAUAUCGAAAGAAGCUUCAAGAAGCAUACGUUUGGCUGGACUGGUUCUGUGUGCCACAGACGGAGUUUGAGACAGACCCUGCGGAAUCGAGGAUGGUGCCGUGCGGAGAUGUGGUGCAAGCUGCUCUCAGACCGGUCAUAACCUCUGUGGAUCAAGCGGAGUUUGCCAUGCCCAUGCAGUGGCUCAAAUCUCCGGUCCAUCAGGGCACUUUCUCGCUCGACAAGGACAGAGUUGCCGUGUGCAAUUUCAUCCAGGAGGCCUUAGAUUUUAAGCUGGCGAGGCUUUCCAAACAGAAGAACCUGGACAUCUACCGCUACUUUGCUGCUAGAUAUACAGACUUCCUUGGCUUGCCCAAGAAGCGGAGGAGCGUUGAGGAAUUUCUCAGCUACUUCCGUUUUCCGUCAAUGGAGGCAGCGGUGCGGCAGAAGAAGGGCAUGGGCGCCAUGGCUUGUGCUGCCCUCAGCGGAGACGCUGGUUUGCUCCGGCAGCUUGCAGAGGCGGGCGCUCCUAUGAAUACGAAGCUGCGCGAGAUCUCAGAGCUUGAUGUUCUACCGGACUGGACACCAUUGCAUCUGGCGGCCGUACGUCGUGACGAGGAUGCCGAGGCUGUCUCAGCGCUGUUGGAGCUUCGAGCGGAUCCACACUACGUGAACAAACUGGGGCACGCCAUUCUUGGGACCUGCGAGAGUGCUCGCGCUGUGGAACUACUUGUGCAAGCCGGUGCCAGCAUCAAUCAGAUGAAGCCGCUCACCAUGUGCACCCCUCUGACUCUGGCUUGUCUUCGCUGCCCCGAGCCGGAUGUGAUUGCCAAGCUUCUACAGCUGCGGGCUGACGUGAACCUUACUAAAGGCGGCAUUGGCCUGACUCCGCUCCACUCCCUGGCAAUUUACUCUCACGGGAAUCCUCACUCAUUGGCUGUGGCUGAAAUGCUGAUUGAAGCCCGGGCAGAGCUCAACCGCGGAGCGCAGGCGGGCCCACGCUGCCCUAUUAUACUGGGUUGCUGUUAA